Molecule: messenger RNA, 8084 nt
Organism: Phalacrocorax carbo (great cormorant)
Lineage: Eukaryota; Metazoa; Chordata; Aves; Suliformes; Phalacrocoracidae
Source: RefSeq, a predicted model, not a curated record
CGGAGCGGGUUGAGGGCAUCGGGGCGGGGAGGCGGCCAUCUCCGGCCCCGCGCCGUGGUCGCCGCCGGACUGGGCCGGGCCGGGUUGGGCUGGGCUGGCAGCGGGUCGGGCAGAGGGCUCGGCCGCCGCCCGCCGAGAAGACGGGAAAAUGGCGGCGGCGGCCCGGGACCAAAUGGCGGCGCUGGCGGCCGGGGAGCAGCGGGGGGCUGAGGCGGGCCCUGAGGCGCGGAGCCGCCGCCCCGGGGGCAGUGCCGGGGGCCGGGGCAGGGCCGGCGGGGCCGCUGCUUCCCGCCGGUCUCUUCCCCGGGCUGAGGUCCGUCGUUCGCCGCCUCCCUGGGGCGCUGCCGGGCGGCGGGAGCGCCGCGCAGAAGGAAAACGGGGAAUGGCGGGGGGGGAGCCGCAAAAUAGGGGAAAACUUGGAAACUACCAAACCGCGGGUCCCGUGGGAGGGCGGCGUGUGGGGUUUUUUUUUGUUGUUUGCUUACUAUUUCUGUUUUAAAUUCCCUCUACCUUGAUGUCUGUAAUAAAAGGCCACCUGCACGAACGCGUUUAAGUCUCCCGAUUUCCCCUCGCAGGGGCUGCGGUUGGGGUAUCCUACGCUUGUGGCUUUUAUCUAUUUUGUUUCAUAAUCUUUUAUUCCAGUGAGUGUUGUGAUUUGAGGUUACUUAGGGCUUUAUUUUUAAGUGGAGUCUGAAAUGCGUAACUCUGACAAGAUCAGGGGUUUCAUCUAGAAGUGGUACCAGGCUUUUCUGUGCUAGAGUUAUGCUCUCUGUUUUGCUAAAAUAAAGGAUUCCGGUCCGACAAGCCUCUUUUUCCUUCUGUUUCUUUUUGAGAUCUUUCUGUUCUUCAUUGUGCACUUGGGCACAGUGAAGCUUAUUACACUUCUACUAGCUACCUCUUCAGCUGACAGAUAGUACUUGUAUUUAUUCGCAAAGAGUUACCAUUGUUCAGCCCCACCUGGCCAUUGUAAGUUAUGUGUUGAAGUAAUCUAGAAAAUGCUUUUUGUUUGCCAGCAUUGCUCUGGCCAUAGCUGUAAGUUGGCUUCUUGACAGUGUAGUUAAAAUCCCUUUGCAAAACCAGGAGGUGUAGGCUUUGCAAUGAGAUGGACACGUCUCGUUCAGAUUCUCAUUUCCAUCGAAGCACAUGAAUAUAACAAUGGCAAAAACUUAAUGCUUGUUUUCUGGACACUUACUGAAACUUUCUAGAUGAUGUUUUAUGACUUAAUGGAAAGAUUGAACAUUGAUUAAAACUCCAUAAAUAGAAUUACUAAAAAUAUGUUUUUUUGUCUUAACCACUCAAAAUUAUAAAGAGUGGGUAUAUAACAGACAAAGACCUCCAUGUGUCCAUACUGUAUUUUACAUUUUCUAGUAGUCCCUUAUUUAUGAGCCUUAAUUCUGUGCUCGCCUGUCUGUCAGAAAACAACAGAGCUGUGGCUUUGCUUAUCAAUCUUAUGCCUGGUAGAGUUAGGAUAAGAAUCAAGUUCCCAUAUUUUAUUUUGUGCUAAAUUUCUGCCUUUAUAAAGGUGAAGUUACUGGAAUGCUUAGAAUGAAGCUGGAUUUACAUGAAAGAAAAAGAAUAUUCAUUUUAGUACAUAUCAUACUUACCAAUAUUUUUAUCCAUAGUCAUAACCAUGUGCCCGAGAGCCAUUUUCUGUUUCUCAAAAAGAAAAUCUACAACUUUACGUGGUUUCUCUUUUGAAAGAGCUAGGACUUAACCCCCCACCCCAUGUGACAUUUAAAGCAUGCUCAGUGCAUUUUAUUAAAGUAUCAAUGGAUAGGUUAGAACUCAUGGAGUUCUGCCAAAGUCGGAUCAAUGCAAAUGAGAACAGUUUGUCCUAUUGUGUCUCUCAUAUAUUCUGUUUCCAUGAUGGCCCACUUCUCUAAAUACCACUGAUGAGUAGAGUGUAACUGUUCCUAAAGGACUGUAAUCUUGUGCUGAUACAGUUUAUUAAAUCUUCAUGUGUCUCGAACUCAGGUCUUUGGGUCCUUCUGUUUGAUAUCUGUCCAGUUUGGUCCCCUCUUAUGUCCAUUGUUGCAGCUGUUAAAGAAAUUCCUCUGUGCUGGACUUUUAGAUUUGAGUGUAACCCGUCUAGUGUGGAGAAAAGGGUUUUUCAUGAAUAAUAGCAUCAGAGUACAUCCCAUGUGAUUGUUACAGUUAAAUGCCUCAAAAGCUGGAAGAUUCCCUUAAUAAACUUCAGGUUUUGCUUCUUACAGGAUUUAGUGAAAUAUACUUUUACUUUUUGCCCAGUGCAGAGAGCACAGCCUUUAAUACAAUUUCACGUAGAAAUUUUAAAAGAUUUACAACGGUCCAUAGAAGGCUAGACAUAACAUUCAGUUAAUAACUAGGCAUAAUGACAGAAUUCUGUCUGCAGGGGUAAAAAUAGUAUUUCUUAGAAGCGCUUAAUUUUUUACAGCCCACAGAAUAAUUGAGCCCAUCUGCCUGUUGAAGAUGAUAUAGAAUUACAGGAAUUUUGUAUUAAAAUGUUCUCUUUUUUUGUAGCUUGGUAUAAAAUCAGCUUUGUGGGUUUUUUCCUGCCUAAAUCUGCUGCAUGUUUUCCAGAUAAAUAAUACUUCUGUAUCGUGUGGCUUUAGUGGAAAAUUUAUAUUGGAAUUUUAUACUAAAUGAUUCUUGUAGGGAAAGUAUUUUACCAUCUGUUUGGUUGCAUGUUGAAACCUGUUCAAAAUUGUAAUGCAACUUUAAAAAUGUUGGCUUUGGUAAAUACACCGAAAAUUUAACAAGGCAAAAAUGCUUAUUAAAUUUACACUGAUUUCUGAGGUGCUGUCUUAGAAAUUCAAUACUAUGCUGUCUUCACUGCAUUUCGUCGUACGCAUCCACACUGUUAGUGUAUGUGCAUCCAACAGUGUUCCCUUCCCCCACUCCCUCCUUCAGAACAUAAAAUAUUAGGGGUACAUUGGUGUCACUAUCAAGGGUGUGUUUGAAUCAAGGAUUACAGAAGUCUUGGGUCAUGCAUUUAAAAUUAAAGCAAGCUUUUUUUAAAUAGCAAUGCAUUUUCAAAAGAAUACUUAGUGAAGUUACAAAAAGAGGGUGAUAUUCUGGAGGUGAUGAGACUGCUCAUGUCGUAAUUCUCACUAAUUAAGAAUCAUUGGCUGUCAUUACCUUUGCAUUUAACUUUUUCAAGAGUGGGCGUGUAGUGGAUUUGCAGGUGUCUGUAUUAAACAGAAUUCACAUGGCACAUCCUAAAAGACCUCUGUGGUGGUACAGCAUUGUUUAGCAUGGCUUCGGCUGUCACCCCGUGAUAAAUCAAGGACAUCGGGCGAGUACAGUGUCCCUGCAGGCAGUAUCAAAGAAGCCUGCAUCAGAGGGCGUUGUCUCCUGCAGCAGCACUGUGCUUCCUCCACUGAGCUUGCCAUAAACUCAGGUGGUCCCAUCAUACCUUGUAUUUGAUGUAUCUUUAGCAUACGUGGUAGUUCCGUCAUUAUGUGUAAAACAGUGAUUUUUAUAAGACCUAGGGAUUGUUUCUUACUGGCAUAGGAGAACCACUGCAGUUACUUGCGAUAUUUUUUUUCUCACCUUUCGGUCACUAAUUCAUGUCUUCAUGGGUUAGCGCUCCUGUCCUGGUGUAAAUGUAUCUUGAAAGAACAAGUUUGUUUGUUUCCUUCAGUUUUUUUAUAUUUGUGUAGUCUAAUGAAUAAAAAAUAAUGUCCAAAAUAUGCAUUUGACUUUGACUUGACUCCUCAUGUUCUUUGCAGUCAGUUUUCAGUUGAGGUCCAAGGCCAUAUCCAUUAAAGUUGAUGGGAAUUUUUCCAGUCAAAUCAAGGAUUUGGUUUCUCUUAAGGUUUUAACAAGACUUGGUUAUGAUUAUUACUUUUACUCAGAAAACUUCAGAUAUGCUAAAUCUCAAGUAUCUGACACAGAACAUGAUUGUUUUUUUCUGGAGAGUCAGCACUUACUGUUGGAAUAAACCGUUGUUGUGAAAUUGGCAAGAAGUUAUAAAACCCGGCUCAGUCCAGGAAUUACAUUGAGGAGUCCUUCUUAGGAAAUCACAGUUCCUUGAGCAAUGCACUGUGCAGCUUGCAGUGCUUCGUAGGUUGUACCUGGGAGCGCAGGCAGACAAGUGGAGACGUCUAACUUGAUCAGGAGAACCACUGCUGCAGUUAGAUGUGGUGCCUCAGCUGUUGUCUACUUAGUCCUGUGACAGCUGUCUUUGCAUGAAGUGUCAGGGUAGCAGCUGUUGAUCGUGGUGUGUCUUCCUCCCCACCUUUGAUGGAAACUAUAGGUUUGGAUGCAUGGACCCCUUCGCCGCUGUAUGCUUCUCCUAACAUGGCAAACGAGCGAGGGAGAGAAUGCAAAUGGACAACCCUAAUUACUCUGUGUUUUUGACUCGGGAGCCUAAUCCUAUAAACAUAUUCUUUCAUUCUCAGCAAAUCUUGAGUAACUGAUGAAAGAAUGGCCUGGCUUUGCUACCUCUGUAUUCACUUUUGAGUAUUCUUUUAAUGAAGAGAAGGAAUGGUCUUCUGUUGUGGAUGCUGCUGUAGUUUCCACUGCUUCUAGAUCAGCUUUAGGUUUGAGUAUGAGCACAGUUGAAGAAGAGUCUGACACAGUGACAGUAGAAACCGUGAACUCUGUGACUUUGACUCAGGACACUGAAGGGAACCUUAUACUUCAUUGCCCUCAAAAUGAAGCUGAUGAAGUAGACUCUGAAGAUAGCACUGAACCUCCACACAAGAGGCUUUGCUUAUCAGAGGAUGAUCAAAGCCUUGAUGAUUCCACUCCGUGCAUUUCUGUUGUUGCAGUUCCAAUUUCAGAAAAUGAUCAGAGCUUUGAGGUGACUAUGACUGCUACCACUGAGGUAGCUGAAGAUGAGAUCAACGAAGGAACUGUUACUCAGAUUCAGAUUCUUCAGAAUGAACAGCUGGAUGAAAUCUCCCCAAUGGGCAAUGAAGAAGUGUCAGCCGUUAGUCAAGCCUGGUUCACAACCAAAGAGGAUAAGGAUUCUCUAACAAAUAAAGGCCAUAAGUGGAAGCAAGGGAUGUGGUCAAAGGAAGAAAUUGACAUUUUGAUGAGUAACAUUGAGCGUUAUUUAAAGGCCCGUGGAAUAAAAGAUGCCACUGAAAUUAUAUUUGAAAUGUCAAAAGAUGAAAGAAAAGAUUUCUACAGGACAAUAGCUUGGGGUCUGAAUCGGCCUCUCUUUGCUGUCUAUAGAAGAGUUCUUCGCAUGUAUGAUGACAGAAACCAUGUUGGAAAGUAUACUCCUGAGGAAAUUGAAAAGCUUAAAGAGCUGAGAACAAAGCAUGGUAAUGAUUGGGCCACAAUAGGAGCUGCACUGGGGAGAAGUGCUUCAUCUGUAAAAGAUCGAUGCAGAUUGAUGAAAGAUACCUGCAACACAGGAAAGUGGACAGAGAAAGAAGAAAAAAGACUAGCAGAAGUAGUGCAUGAGCUAACUAGCACAGAACCAGGGGACAUUGUCACACAAGGUGUAUCGUGGGCUGCUGUAGCAGAACGGGUCGGGACACGCUCUGAAAAGCAAUGUCGCUCUAAAUGGCUCAACUAUCUCAACUGGAAACAAAGUGGGGGCACUGAGUGGACCAAGGAAGAUGAAAUAAAUCUGAUCCUGAGGAUAGCGGAACUUGAAGUUUCUGAUGAAAAUGACAUCAAUUGGGAUUUACUAGCUGAAGGAUGGAGUAGUGUCCGCUCACCACAGUGGCUUCGGAGUAAAUGGUGGACCAUUAAAAGACAGAUUGCAAACCACAAAGAUGUUUCAUUCCCUGUACUGAUAAAGGGUCUUAAACAACUCCAUGAGAACCAAAAAAACAAUCCAGGGCACCAGCUUUCGGAGAACAAAUCUGGAAGUGGAUUACCAAGCACUAAUUCCAGUUCAGGGGUUCAGCACGUGCAGAUUCGAGUGGCUCGCUUAGAGGAGAACGCAGGCAACGCACCAAGCCCUAUGGCAGCUUUGCAGAUUCCAGUCCAGAUUACGCAUGUCUCCUCAACCGAUUCCCCUGCUGCUACUGUUGAUUCUGAGACAAUAACACUAAAUAGUGGAACACUACAGACUUUUGAGAUUCUUCCAUCUUUCCAUCUCCAGCCGACUGGAACACCAGGUACAUACUUACUACAGACAAGCUCAAGCCAAGGCCUUCCUUUAACACUGACGACUAGUCCUACCAUGACCCUAACGGCUGCUGCGGCUCCAGCCUCCCCAGAACAGAUCAUAGUUCAUGCCUUAUCGCCAGAGCAUUUGUUAAAUACAAGUGACAACGUCACAGUGCAGUGCCACACACCAAGUGUCAUAAUCCGCACCGUUGCUGCUGAAGAUAUCUCCUCCUCUGUCACGCAGGCAGAACUUACUGUUGAUUCAGAUAUUCAGUCAGCUGACCUGACAGAUCCUCCCGAUACCCUAGAAACAAAUACUUUCCCAGACGAUAUCCAUCAGUCCAAGCUGAAUGAUGAGGAACAGUCAGCCUACAGUGAAGGUGAUGCCUCCAAAUUCAGCAGCAGGAAUAGCAGUGAACUGAUGGAUGGAGUUAUGGUAGGGACUGAGGAGGAGAUUUCAGAUGCCAGCCUGAAACAGGAAGAGGAUGCUCACUCUGAUUUACCCAGCACUUAUGUUACUGAGGACCUGGGUUCUCCAACGAUAGAAGAACAAGUUGAUCAGCCUACAAUAGAUGAUGAGACUGUGCUUAUUGUUCCUUCUUCCCAUGGUUUUAUCCAGGCAACGGAUGACAUAGACAGCGAAUCAGUCUUGCCCCUGACAACUCUAACAGAUCCUAUCCUACAGCAUCAUGGAGAUGGGUCGCACAUUAUUGGCUCAUCAUUGGGCAGUCCUGACUCAGAAGAUUCAAAGGAUGUCGAAGAUCUGGUGAGCUGUCACUGAGAGGCAGUAAUUUUGUCCAUUUUCUAUUGACCAUGCUUGCAUUGUGAAAUUAGUUACAGCCCUGGCCACAUUUCCAAAGAAAGCAGUCAGUCCGUGUCUUUAAACAGAAACUUCCAGUUUGAAAUGACUACAGUGCACUUUCUCUGCUCGGGCUAAUUACCUCAUAUGUAAAGGAUUACAGAGCACCCAGCCGAAGCCUGAUGUAUUACAUCUCAGCCGAGGUGUUUCAGUGUUGUAAAGAGCCUCUGUUGCAGUGCUCACUGCUAGGAUCCACGUGGUCAAUUCUGAUUGACUUGUUACUGGUGUGCUGAACUGCGUAUCUGGAAAACUGGACAGAAGUCGAGGAUAGUGGACUGUAGCCUGUUAGUGCCGCAGCAAGAAUUUGUUUGCACAUGUUUCAUGAAGAAUGGGUGAGGAUUUCUGCACUUACUGACUCUUGUAAUACAUGGAGUAAGAGACUGUUACGUUUCAGGAAGAAAUGUAUUCCAUCAAAGACUUCAGGGAGCAUGGGCAGCAUCAUGAAGAAAUGGUCUGUAUUCCCAUCUCAUCUGGCUUGUUAGUACAUCUACAGCAUAGGAAGAAGACACUGAUGCUUACGGGACUUGCCUGGUCUGCUUGUUCCUGAGGAGUCCAUUGCUGGCAAUGGACAGAGCUCAGAAGGAUCACUUGUGGAAUAUCUUUUUAUUUCUUUUUUUUCUUUUCCUUCAUCACUACAGCAAGCUGAAUAAAAAGGGAAGGGCUAUGAGAAAGGGAAGCUGCUGAGACCCACCAGCCUCCCUCCACAGCUUGUAACUUCUUUGAAGAUUGUUGUGAGUAGGCUGGAACAUUUUUCUCUUGCUGUUUACAUGACACUACCAGCCACCUCUCCAGAGGUGAUUUAUGCAGCAAGUCAGUAGAUGGGGGGGGUGGUGUCGAGGUGGCAGUCCUGGAGAAACAGCUCUGUGAGAAGUGGGCAUAGGACCCCGAGGCAAAGGAAUCCAACUAAUUCCUACGUUCAAGGGUUUGAAACAGACACUAGGCUGAGCAGCAGUCUGUUACCUAGAGAGUGAGAGAAGAAGCUAUAGAAACUGAAGACUCAUGUAUAAAUUAUUUUAUUUAUUUCUGUAAUUAGCUCUUCAUAAUCAAGAGUUGGUCUUUUUCAGUCUGUGGUUUUGUUAAUGUGAAAAAUAAGUUGUAGUUUCAAAUGGUUGCCUAGGGAACAGAAAUAAUUGUAUAUUCAGUUUAAACGAAAUAAAGAGUAUUUGUCUUA